CGCUGCUGAGCUCCGGGAGCCUCAGACACCCCUGCCAGACCUGCGGCACAAACGCCGUGAGGGGCUGAGCCUGUCCGGUCACCCUGCUGCCACCCUGCCGUCACCCGGCUCUGCAGGACCCCCACUGUCCUGCUGCAGACCGAGCCAGGCUGGCAGCGGGGCUCGGGACAGAAACAGGAAAGACCUGGCUGGUGAAGAGCUGUCCCCACAGCCAUCCACGUGGGAUCCAUCCCCACAGACCUCCCCAGCGCCCAUCGAUGGCGCCGCGCCUGCUCAGGCCGGUGGGCUGGGGCUCGGCGGCCGUGCUGGGACUGCUGACGGUGGUUGUCUUCGUCCUGGUCCUGAUCCCGGCAAAGGAUGCUGUCCUUCCUACCAGGAUCAAAUACGGUCUGGUGUUUGACGCUGGCUCCACACACACGUCCCUCUACAUCUACCGGUGGCCCGCGGACAAGGAGAACGACACCGGCAUUGUGUCCCAGGUGGAGGCCUGCUCUGUGGCUGGACCUGGCAUCUCCAGCUACGCAGACGAGCCCGCGGGGGCUGGCGCCAGCCUGAAGCCUUGCCUGGACAGGGCCAUGAAGAUCGUCCCGGCCGAGCAGCAGCGGGAGACCCCCACGUACCUGGGGGCCACGGCCGGCAUGCGGCUGCUGAGGGAGGAGAACGGCACCAAGGCCGAGCAGGUCUUGGCCGAGGUGUCCAAGGCCAUUGGGGAGUACCCUGUGGAUUUCCGCGGAGCUCGGAUCCUGACGGGGAGCGAGGAGGGCUCCUUUGGCUGGAUCACUGUCAACUACCUGCUGGAGACACUGGUCAAGGCAGAGCUCUACAACAGCCCCUGCGUGCGUGCGCCAAGCUCAGUCAGGCCUGACGUUGUCCUCAGGGUGACGGGGACAGGGGACCCAACCACGUGUCACACGGUCGUCCAGAGACUCUUCAACUUCAACUGCGGGGCGCCGGGGCCGUGCGGGUUCAAUGGGGUCUAUCAGCCCCCCGUGCAGGGACACUUCUUCGCCUUCUCAGGGUUUUAUCACAGCCUUCACUUUCUGAACCUGACAGGAGGGCAGUCCCUGAGCUUGGUCAAUGCCACCAUCAGGAAGAUAUGCAACAGCAGCUGGGAACAGGUGCAGGAGUUGUUCCCCACAGCGAGCAGGACCCAGAUCCGUGACGCCUGCUCAGCCAGCUCCUACACCCUCAUCCUCCUCCUGCAAGGCUACAAAUUCAACAGCACAACAUGGCCUAACAUCCACUUCGUCCGGCAGGUUGCUAACACAGAUGUGGGCUGGACUCUGGGUUACAUGCUCAAUCUCACCAACAUGAUCCCCUCGGACCCUCCCACAGCAGUCACAGAGCUCCCGAGAAGCAUCUGGAUAGCAGCCACAGUUCUGCUGGCCAUCAUGCUCAUCCUCAGCUUCUGCCUGCUCACAGCCACGUGCUGCCAGAGAAACUCCUCAGGCUAUGAGCAGCUGUAGCAGCACUGCCUCCAGAGGCUGCCAGGCCCGAGUCCUCCUGCGACACUCUGCAAGGAGCUGGGUCCCAAGAAUCACCCCUGUGUGCCCAGAGGCCAUGAACGUGUCCUGAGGGUCCCUGAGUCCUGACCUGGCGAGCUGGAACUGGCACAGCUGUAAAACACCCUCCUCAUA
This is a messenger RNA of Lonchura striata (white-rumped munia), 1637 nucleotides long. The record is from RefSeq and is a predicted model, not a curated record. Lineage: Eukaryota; Metazoa; Chordata; Aves; Passeriformes; Estrildidae.